Molecule: messenger RNA, 1431 nt
Organism: Entelurus aequoreus (snake pipefish)
Lineage: Eukaryota; Metazoa; Chordata; Actinopteri; Syngnathiformes; Syngnathidae
Product: mitochondrial fission factor homolog B-like
Exons: 8
Coding region: 211-1122 (303 amino acids)
Biological process (GO): positive regulation of mitochondrial fission
Cellular component (GO): mitochondrial outer membrane; peroxisome
Source: RefSeq, a predicted model, not a curated record
AUGUACUUUCCUGUCCUACUGAGCGCACAGACGCGGAUGAGAGGAGGUUCCUCUCUGACAAUAACACACUUGACAGCUCCCGCCUUUUACACUUAUUGUUCGUCACUUGUCUGUAUUUUGGGGUAAAUUCAAAGCUUUCUUCGCCGAUCGGGACCUGGUAAAAAGAACCUGCGAGGACGUAGCUACCUUCAGAAAAGGAACACAAGCCAAAUGAGUGGUGCAACAUUCCCCUCCCCCAUUGCCGAGAUGGCGGAGAUGAACCGUAUUCACUAUGACCUGGAGUACACAGAGGGGAUCAGCCAGAGGAUGCGGAUCCCUGAGAUGCUCAAAGUGGCUCCACAAGACCAGGAGGACGCCGGUAUUGGCCCACGGCAGUAUCCGCACAGUGUCAUAAUGCAGGUUCCAGAAAGAAUUGUUAUCUCAGGAGACAAUGAAGACACCCAGUAUGCAAGGCCGAGAGACCUCGAUUUAAUCCAGUCGACGCCAUUAGAAGCCUUGUCCCUGAAGACCCCGCCCAGAGUACUCACACUCACUGAGCGGCCUCUCGACUUCCUGGAGGAGGAGCAAAGAGCGACUCCGGAAAGCGAAGCCGUGCUGCGGCCCCAAGGGCGAUUAAGGCGAGAACGCUCAGCUAGCGAGAAUGCCGCCGUCCGUCAUAGCAGUCAACUGAUGCACGAUGCUUCUGGGGCACCGCCCCCACAAGCCACCCUUCACCCCCGCUCCCCUCCCACUGCGGCCGAAGAAGAACACAAGCUGUACAGCGCUAGUGGUGUUUUAUCUUUCCUCCAGUCCACUACACGCCGGGCCUACCAGCAGGUCCUUGAGGUCUUGGAUGAAAACCCUCGCAGAAAACCAACACUGCGAGGGGGGUCGGCUUCAAGCUCCAACCCCCUGAAUGAAUCCAGGAUGGCGUUAUCAACCUACGAAGCCUCUCUGGAUGGGGGAUCCGAUGACAUGACCGUUGUAGAUGCAGCAACACUUCGACGACAGCUUAUCAAGUUGAAUCGAAGACUCCAGCUCCUAGAAGAGGAGAACAAAGAGCGAGCAAAACGAGAGAUGAUCCUGUACUCUGUCACCGUAGCUUUCUGGCUGGUCAACACCUGGGUGUGGUUGAGACGUUAAAAUGCAUCUGUAUUUAUGGUAUAACACCGUCAAAACAUAAUAUCCCUACACUGUGUAUGAUAAGUUGUAGACGCUGCACUCAGGCCAUCUAAGGAACAAUCAUAAACUAUUUUCUUCUUUGGCUUAUUUAAUACAUGUACAGUUCUUUUUUUUUUUUUUUUUUACUUUUGUGUUCUUGCUAGUUUUCUGCUGUCAUAUUUUGUUUUUCAACCUAAACCUCAAGCAAUGCUAAUAAGCAUUAAUUGUAAAUAUGUGUCACUUUGGAAAUGAUUCAUGAAUAAAGUACAGCUUGGUUUACCAAAGUAGGAA